AUGGUAUCAAUUAAUGACCCUUUACUUGGGGGUGACUCAAAAACAAGAAAUCAUCAUAUUUUAAAUUCAAUUUUAUUAGGUGUUGCUUUAUUCUUUUUAUAUUGUGUAAUGUUGUAUGGAACAGCAUUAGGUACACAAGAAGCUUAUGGAAAUUUUAUAUUUUAUGCAAUCAUUCUUGUUACAGCAUUUAUUUCACCAUUUUUAAUAUCAAAAACUAGAGAAAAGCUUGCAAUGAUAAUAUGCUCACUUAUUUGGUUAACUGUAUUUUUACUCGAAACAUACACAAAUGUUCCAGUUAUCACUGAUAUUAUUUUACCAUUUGCAUUAAUGUUCCUUUGGACUGCAGUUGGUGGUUUUAUGUUUGUAAUUUCAUCAAGAUCAAAUAUUGGUUUAAACUUUGGUAUUUUAUUUUCAAUAAUGGGAUUAUAUGCAGGAUUCCAAAUUGCAGCAGAAAAUAUGGCACCACAAUCAGUUUCAUAUGUUGCUGUUUUUAUAAUAUUUAUUGUAAUUUCAAUUGUAUUAUUCCUUUUAUUAGGUAACCCAGGUACUAAUGUAGAAAAAGAGCAUCCUAGUGAAAGUUUAAAAUGUUUAAAAAACAAAAAUUUCCUUUUAUUAAUUCCAGUCAUGCUUUAUCUUGGUAUGGGUGAGUCAUUUGUUCAAGAUAUAUUCUACAAUCCAUCAGUCGGCUAUUUCAAAGUAUAUGGUAUCGUUUAUAGUGUCACUGCAAUUGUACUUGGUUUUUUAAGCGAUAAAAUUCAAAGAAAAUAUAUUUUAAUUGCUCUUACAAUUUGUGGAAUUAUUGCCUCAAUCCUCACAAUUAUCUUUUUCUACCACCCAGAAGAUACACCACAACAUUUACCAUUGUAUGCAACUACAGUACUUUUCGCAAUUUGUAAUGCCGGUAUUUACGUUCAAGUCUAUUGUGCAGCUGGCUUAAUGUUCUCUAGAAAAUCACUCUCUGUUGCCGCAUUGGUCAGAUUAUUUAUCGAAAUGGGUUCAUUCAUCGCUUUCAUCUUUUUCCAAUACAUCAAUCAAGGUUAUAUCUACACCUUAUUAGCUUUAUUAGUUAUAGGUUCAAUUUUAUUUGUUUAUGUUUUACAUAAUUCUUAUAGAGUAUAA
Molecule: messenger RNA, 1119 nt
Organism: Dictyostelium purpureum
Lineage: Eukaryota; Evosea; Eumycetozoa; Dictyosteliales; Dictyosteliaceae
Exons: 3
Coding region: 1-1119 (372 amino acids)
Source: RefSeq, a predicted model, not a curated record